Molecule: messenger RNA, 654 nt
Organism: Plectropomus leopardus (leopard coralgrouper)
Lineage: Eukaryota; Metazoa; Chordata; Actinopteri; Perciformes; Serranidae
Source: RefSeq, a predicted model, not a curated record
GUAGAUGCACGCCAUGUCUUUGACGUUGGGAAUCUGCAGGGAUUCCAGAUGAGACUCUUGGAUAUUGGAGGAGGAUUUUCUGGGACUGGAGACUUUAAGGGGAAAUUUGAGGAGUUUUCAGAGGUCAUUAAUGGAGCACUGGAUGAAUUCUUCCCGCCCGACAGUGGUGUGCGGAUCAUCGCAGAACCAGGACGAUUCUACGUGGAAUCAGCCUUCACUCUGGCGGUGAACGUCAUCGCCAAAAGAGUGCUCUUAGAGGAUAUAGAUAAACAAGGUGAAGUUGAGGAAACCAGUCCUGAGAGAAUGAUGAUGUACUACAUUAACGAUGGAGUUUAUGGGUCAGUGAGCUGCCUCAACUAUGACCCUGGUCACACCAACAUUGAACCAUAUCCUCACAGGGCUGUCGAGAGCAGCGAGCAGAAAUACCGCUCUGUCAUCUGGGGUCCAACUUGCAACAGCCUUGAUAAAGUAAUUGAAAACUACUGGAUGCCCGAGUGUCACGUGGGGGACUGGCUCCUUUUCGACAGCAUGGGCGCUUACUCUGUUAGCGUGGUCACUGACUUCAACGGCUUUGAGAGAGCUCACAUUUACACCAUUGUGACAGCUGAGACGUGGGACGCCUUAAACCUUCGUCACUUCUAUAACGUCCAUUAA